Messenger RNA from Lizanozyma spartinae, 531 nucleotides. It is a transcript of the gene POA1, whose product is annotated as ADP-ribose 1''-phosphate phosphatase. Lineage: Eukaryota; Fungi; Ascomycota; Pichiomycetes; Serinales; Debaryomycetaceae. Gene Ontology annotation, biological process: peptidyl-glutamate ADP-deribosylation. The transcript has a single exon. Bases 1 to 531 code for a protein of 176 amino acids. The record is from RefSeq and is a predicted model, not a curated record.
AUGGCCUUUAUAAACUACAUUAAGGGAGACUUAUUCUCUCAUUUGCCUCAUACGAAGGAUGCUGUAUCAAUCUUUGCCCAUUCAUGUAAUUGUCAAGGAGCCUGGGGUGGUGGGAUAGCUGCGGUCUUCAAACAAAAGUACCCUUUAGCAUACAAAAGUUACCGUGACCAUUGUCUUGCUUUGGAAGAUAGCAGGGAGUUACUUGGAACUACAUAUUUGUGCCCCACCAGAUCUCUGGAGCCAGGGAACAAGAAUAGGGAAACGCCAAUCUACAUAGCAUGUUUGUUCACAAGCAACUUUUCAGAAUCACCUGAAGAAAUAGUAGAGUACACUAGCAGGGCAAUGAAUGAUCUUGACCAACAGAUCAAGGAGCUUCAAGUACAAUUUGAAAUCACCACCACAGAUUCUAAAGCCUUGGUCAUCAAUCUUCCCAAGAUCAAUUCUGGUAUUUUCCGUGUACCAUGGGAGGAAACAGAAGCUGUAUUGAAGGCUAUGAAAGACAACAUACAUUUUAAUGUCUAUGUUGUUUAA